AUGACCAACGUUUCCGGGGAGUCGGACCCCGUAUCAGCAACUGGGCUGGGCCCUGAACGUGUAUUCUAUCGUCCAGAUCGGAGUAUGUACGUUACACGUACGAAAGCGAUCAAUGAAAAAGAUAUGGCUGCUAUGACAGCCGGUUGGCCACUAUCAGCCACGGAUGGUGAACUGGGUUCAACACUUGAUGGCGAGUUCGCCUGGCAGAAAAAAUGGUAUUUACGUUUUGUCCCUCCUAAAAGUGCAGAAGAAUUACAAAUAGGGCAAUAUUGGCGUUAUGAUGGCCCUCGCCUUGAGAAUUUUAUCACAAAUACACCGGAAAAACCUACAGCAGAAGAGGAGAUGCUGACACCAACACCUAUCGCAGGGCUGAAGAGCAUGGCCACGAAGAUAUUAUCUGGCAUACCCCAAGAGACGCUUGCCGCAAAUUCGUAUCGUACAGCAUGUGAAAGCAAGAGUUCUGUCGCUGCUCGAGAGAAAGCUGGUAGCACGGUAUCAUCGCAACUAAAGAUGCCCGAGAGCCAAGGUGGGACUAAACGUUCGAUCCUUGCGGCUUACACUAUUGAAAAGAACAAAGCAGCAAAGAAAAACAAGACAUAA
Molecule: messenger RNA, 600 nt
Organism: Babesia sp. Xinjiang
Lineage: Eukaryota; Apicomplexa; Aconoidasida; Piroplasmida; Babesiidae
Exons: 1
Coding region: 1-600 (199 amino acids)
Source: RefSeq, a predicted model, not a curated record